This is a messenger RNA of Anthostomella pinea, 1662 nucleotides long. NCBI's taxonomy places the organism in Eukaryota, Fungi, Ascomycota, Sordariomycetes, Xylariales, Xylariaceae. The record is from the annotation of a GenBank genome assembly.
AUGACGACCAACCACAUCCCACAGUCGGACACCGAUAAGUACGACUAUGUUAUCGUCGGCGGGGGCACGGCGGGGUGUGUCGUCGCGGCACGGCUGGCCGAAUACCUGCCGCAGAAGAGGAUUCUUCUGAUCGAGGCGGGACCUAGCGAUUAUAUGGAUGACCGCGUGCUGGAUUUGAGACAAUGGCUAAACCUGCUCGGUGGUGAGCUUGACUAUGACUACCACACUACCGAGCAGCCCAUGGGUAACUCGUUCAUCAGACACUCGCGAGCGAAGGUGCUCGGAGGUUGUUCGUCACACAACACCCUGAUCUCGUUCAGGCCAUUCGAGUAUGAUCUGGACAUCUGGCAGUCCCUGGGAGCACGGGGCUGGACGUUUCCCACGUUCAUGAAGGCGCUCAACAAGCUGAAGAACACUAUCCAGCCGGUUCACGCAAGGCAUCGAAACCAACUGUGCAAGGACUGGGUCAACUCGUGCAGCAGUGCGCUGGACAUUCCCGUCAUCUCCGAUUUCAACAAGCACAUCACAGAGACCGGAUCCCUCAAAACCGGAGUGGGCUUCUUCUCGGUCAGCUACAACCCAGACGAUGGCAGACGGUCUAGUGCCUCGGUUGCCUACAUCCAUCCAAUAUUGAGGGGCGAAAACCAGCGACCAAACUUGACCAUCCUGACCAAUGCUUGGGUGGCCAAGAUCAACGUUAGUGGUGACGAGGUCAGCAGCUUGAGCCUGACUCUUCAGGACGGAUCCGCUCGCGAGGUCAAGGCUAGAAGCGAGACGAUUCUCUGCGCCGGAGCUGUGGACACUCCUCGCUUGAUGUUGUUGUCAGGAUUGGGACCCAAGGAGCAGCUAUCAUCACUCGGCAUUCCCGUGGUGCGCGACAUCCCGGGUGUUGGCGAGAACUUACAGGACCACCCCGAGAGUAUCAUCAUGUGGGAAUUGAACAAGCCGGUCCCGCAAAACCAGACAACUAUGGAUUCCGACGCGGGCAUUUUCCUGCGUCGCGAGACGCCUGGAGCCGGCGCCAAGAAGUCGGCCGCCAACCCAUUCGGCGUCAACGAUGGAGAUAUCGCCGAUGUCAUGAUGCACUGUUACCAGAUUCCCUUCACGCUGAACACUAUUCGGCUGGGAUACCCGGAGAUCAGGGAUGGAUACGCUUUCUGCAUGACACCAAACAUCCCGCGGCCGCGUUCUCGAGGCCGCUUGUACCUCAUCUCAGCCGACCCAAAGGUCAAGCCGGCCCUCGACUUCCGAUACUUCACGGACCCAGAGGGUUACGACGCCGCCACCCUCGUGUACGGCAUGCGCGCGGCACGCAAGGUUGCGGAACAGGCGCCUUUCAAGGACUGGAUCAAGAAGGAGAUCGCGCCGGGACCAGACGUGCAGUCGGACGAGGACCUGAGCCACUACGCACGCAAGGUGGCACACACGGUCUACCACCCCGCCGGCACCACCAGGAUGGGCGACACGACGACGGACGAGUUGGCAGUGGUCGACGAGAAGCUGAAGGUUAGGGGCUUGAAGAACCUGCGAAUUGUCGAUGCGGGAAUCUUCCCGACCAUUCCUACCAUUAACCCCAUGGUGACUGUGCUGGGUGUUGCUGAGAGGGCGGCUGAGUUGAUCGUGCAGGAUUCCGAGGCGACGAGAGAGAGGGCCAGGCUGUGA